This is a messenger RNA of Cyphellophora europaea CBS 101466, 1059 nucleotides long. RefSeq lists its product as uncharacterized. The coding region runs from base 1 to 1059 and encodes 352 amino acids. The record is from RefSeq and is a predicted model, not a curated record. NCBI's taxonomy places the organism in Eukaryota, Fungi, Ascomycota, Eurotiomycetes, Chaetothyriales, Cyphellophoraceae. The transcript has a single exon. Gene Ontology annotation, molecular function: acetyltransferase activity.
AUGAGCAAUCCACACCCACUAGCCGCGCGCCCGACCUACACCACAGCCCAACUCGAACAGUACUUCGCCUCCCUCCCCGCCAACCCGCCACUCACGCUCGCCUCCUUCCAAAAAUGCAAGGCGAACGAACCGCUCGCCGCCCUGCACCGGCUGCAACUCCUGACCAUGGCCAUCUGCCCAUUUGGGUCCCUGGGCAUCCACUACUCCACCCACCACACUCUCAGUCUGGACACCGACGCCGUGUACCACAAGAUCGUCGAGCGUCGGCAGGGCGGCUACUGCAUGGAGAACAAUUGUUUUUGGUCCACCGUGUUACGAAGCCUGGGCUACGAGUGCUACGUGGUCGGAGCCCGUGUGAGCGCCGCGGAGGCCGGCGUGAGAGGCCUACCGGGCGAUGGGUUUGGGGGUUGGGGCCAUGAGGUGGUGAUCGUGCGGAUCCAGGGCGAGCGGUAUCUCAGCGACGUGGGCUUCGGUGGGCGGGGGAGUCAGCAGCCGAUCUUGCUGAAGGAGGGGGAGACGGGGAAGGGGAUGCCAGGGGUGACGCAGCGUUUGGCGAAGCGGCAGAUCGCGGAUUGGAGAUUCGUGGGGGCUGGGGCGGCGCAGGGUCAGGAGAAGUUGUGGGUUGUGGAUGUGCCGGAUGAGCGGGCGCCGGUGGAUGAAGUCAACGGGGAGCAGGUCUCGUAUCCGGAGGUGCAGGCGGAAAAGGGCUGGCGGCCGGCGUACUGCUUCGCGGACACGGAAUGGCUGCCGCAGGAUUUCGAGAUCAUCAAUUUCCGCAUGUGCCGGGACCCGACGAGCAUGUUUGUGCAGAAUCUGAUUCUGACGAAGCCGAUGCUGGAUGAGAAGGGGGAGAAGUGCGUCGGGCAGGUGACGCUGGUCAAGGCUGAGGUCAGCAGAAAGAUGUAUGAUAAGGACGGGCGGCCUAAGGAGAAGGAGCUGCUGGUGACUUGCACCAGCGAGGAGCAGAGGGUGAAGGCACUGGAAGAGUGGUUUGGUAUCAAGUUGAAGCCAGAGGAGGUCAGGGCGAUUGAAGGGUUUCCAACGGCGAUCAAAGGGUGA